ACUGGCCAGAACACGGAGAGAGACAGCUCCUCUCUCACUUUGCUGCUGCUGCUGGUGCCUCUUUUAUUUUUAGCUCAGCUCUAGUUUCCAGUCGUCCCAUUCAGCUGCUGGAGGCUGCACAUCUCCCAGGGAGCCAGACACAAGCUGCCUGCUGCACAGGCUGCAACAUAUGAGCCGCGCUUGGACGUGCUGAUCAUUACAGGAGCUGAUAAACGGGAGGCUGAGGGGACGAAGGGGGCUUUGUGAGCUGAUGGGACAUUUGGAAACUGCAAAGUCAUUGUGAUGCUCUGCUGUUGAUGUGAAGGGAGACCACUGCUGACUCAGAAUCAAACCUGACACGCAGCUCCUGCUCUGAUAUCAACCUGCCAAAACAACAAGAGCUCCCAGUAAGAGUUGAAAUUCAUCUGAAAACCAUAUCUUCUUUAUACAGCUGCAGUCAAGGUGACCUACCAUCAGGUCCUUUAGCUGUUUAUGUCCAGCUGAAGACAUCCUAUCUCCUUCUGGUGGGAAUCUGUCGGAUCAGAUGAAGUGAUGCAGCAACAGGAAGCAGGUAGACACAGAUCAGGUUUUGCUCCAGCUCUAACGAACGCCCAUUGGAUCGUGCAGAAGCACGCCUGAAGUUUGGAUUCAGGGUGUGAGAACGAAGGAAGGAAGGCGCUCUGAGAGAGAUGCUGAGGCUGACGGCGUCUGAUGGGACGUUUUCGGCUGGAGAUCUGAAGGCUGUUUGGCCAAAGAGCGGAGCACGGCCAGUAACUCUCCACGCAGCACCCCCGGCAGCUCUCCCUCCCUGCGACGGAGGGUCCUCGGGGGAAGCAAGGCCAGCGAGAGCGAGGGAGGAGGAGGAGAGAAGAGUGGCGGAGGAGGAGGAGGUUCUGACAGUCCACUGCCCUCCGUGGCCUCUGCCUCCUCCCUGUCCUCCGCCUACCCACUGGCUUCUCGCCACUUCAGCCGUAAUGCCAAGAAAAUGCAGAGCUGGUAUAAUGUUCUCAGUCCAACGUACAAACAGCGAAACGAAGAUUUCCGUAAAAUCUUCAAGAAACUCCCCGACACAGAGCGACUCAUAGUGGACUACUCCUGCGCGCUGCAGAAGGACAUCCUGCUGCAGGGACGUCUGUAUCUGUCGGAGAACUGGCUCUGCUUCUACAGCAACAUCUUCCGCUGGGAAACCACUAUCACCAUCCAGCUGAAAGACGUGACGUCUAUGACCAAGGAAAAGACGGCCAAGCUCAUCCCGAACGCCAUCCAGAUCAGCACUGAGAAUGAUAAGCAUUUCUUCACAUCGUUCGGAGCGAGGGAACGCAGCUUCAUGAUGAUCUUCCGCCUGUGGCAGAACGCACUGUUGGACAAGUCUUUGUCCCCCAAAGAGCUGUGGCACAUCGUGCACCAGUGUUACGGUACCGAGCUGGGCCUGACGAGCGAAGAUGACGACUACGUCUCUCCCACCAGCGAACACAUGAACGGGCUGCUGUCGGGAGAGGAGUCGGUAUCGGUCACAGAUCUGUUGGACCUGAGCAUGGUGUCGGCCCCAUCCACCGGCAGCUCCCCGCCUCCCGCCUCGGUUCACUGCAGUCUAACCAGUCCUGCGUCGGCCCCCAUCCUCAGCGCGACCUUUCUGCCAUCCUCCGCCUCCUGUCAGCCCAUAGAGGUGCCUUCCUCUUCAGGUAGCAUACUUGGAUCAGAACCUAUGGAGCCCAGCCCACCCAGCUCCCACAGCUCGCUGCCGACCAUCACUCCCACCAUAAGUGCUCCAGUUUCUGCAGCUGCAUCAUUCACUCUAGAGGAAGGAGGGGACAGUCAGUAUGAGUUGGCCAAUCACAUGCCACCAGCAACCAGCCUGGGAAACCUCUCCUCAUUGGACAUCACCAACGAUGAAGAGCUUCCCACUGAUCCCAGCAACUCGUCUGACACACAGGAGGAGACUUCAGGUGAGGUGGAGGCCUUCUGUGCAGACCUCAGCGGGCGCCUCAACAUCAACACGGUUGUCAGAAUGAGCGUGGACAAGCUGCACGACCUGCUGUUCUCUGCAGACACUCACUUCAUCCAGCACCUGUUCUCGCAGAGACACUUCACCGACCUGUCGGUGGGUGAAUGGCAGCAGGACGGCAGCAGUGGGACCACCAGCCGAGUUCUGAGUUACACCAUCGCCCUCAACAACCCCCUGGGCCCUAAAACGGCCCCUGUGGUUGAGACGCAGACACUACAUAAAAGCUGCUCCCGCGGCGAGUGCUACGUGGUGGACUCGGAGGUCAUCACCUCGGGGAUCCCGUACCAGGACUACUUCUACACUGUCCACAGAUACUGUCUGACCUCCAUCAGCAAACACAAGAGCCGCCUCAGAGUCUCCUCAGACAUCUGCUACAGGAAGCAGCCGUGGAGUCUGGUCAAAGCGCUGAUUGAAAAGAACACAUGGAGCGGCGUUGAGGAGUACUACAGAAACAUGGAGAAUGAGGUGUGCAAGCUGGAGACCCUGCUGCAGACUGAGGUCUCCGUGGUUACGACAGGCGAAGCCGUGGGUGCAGACGCCGCCAAGACCCCGCCUUCCCUGCGACGCAGAAAGCGAACCUGCUCCUGGAGGCAGAGCGACAGGGAGGGAGGCGGCGUGAAGGCCAGGGAGCGAGGGGACCGAGGAGUCGGAGAGGAACGGAACAGGAGGGAGGCUGGCGCUCAGUUCAUGAAGCUGGGGGAACGUGCCGGUGGUGGAGGACACAACAGCUUCUCCACGGUUCUCCUCAUCGUCAGCUUCAUGAUCUGUAUCAGUCUGGUGGUGCUGGUGGCUCUCAACAUGCUGCUGUUCUACAAGCUGUACGCUCUGGAAAGAGCAGCUCACACACUGGAGAGAUGGCACUCCUACUCUGUCACCGACAGUCCUCUGCCCCAGACAGCAGGGGAGUGGGCUCGGGUUCUGCACCUGCAGCGGCAGUUCCACCAGGCGCAGCUCAGCAAGUGGCAGCAGAUCCUGCAGUCCUCAGUCUCGCUCCUGGACCAGAUGAAGCAUUCGUUGGAAAAACUCCACAGGAACAUCGUGGUACCGGAGGGGGAGCAGGAUCCCCCCGCUGACACCCUCACAUAGUCCCUGUCUGAGACCUGAUUCCUCACCCGGGUCGCCUCAGGACUCUUGUCUGCUGUCUCCAACAUUUCCAAUCAGAACCCAAUCCUGGGUGGGACAAACAGAUGAACUACACUACCCACAACUCUCCUCUCCUGAUGGACUUGAAGUCGCAUCAGACGCCUUUAGCUUCAACCUAUGAGAGGCUUCCAGAACCACAGCAAUAAUCCCCCUCCUAUAGCUGAGUCUCUUCUGUAUAUAAUGCACGGAAACAGGCCACUGGUGGGCCCUCCAUUUCCCAGACUCCGCUUCCUUUCUUGCUACGUUUCACGCAGAACGGAUCAGUUCCGGCACUCCGACAUGAGGCGGACCAUCUCAGUAUUUAUUAUUACCUCCGAAGUCUCGUCCUGCUUUGAACAAGUCAUGUGAUGGCUGUUCUGCGCUCUGAUUUGCUGUUGUUUUGGACCAAUAGAAGCUUUGUGAGAACGAGGUGCAGCAAUAAUGAAAAUCUUUGCUCUUUACGAAUGUUUCACUGAAAGUAGUUUAAUAUUAUAAUAGUUCUGAUAAUAAUUAGCGAUGAUGAUGAGACUGUAUGCGUUGCCACUGUUACGUUAUCAAGUCAGUUUUUCACAUCAGUGUUCUGUUGGUUUUUUACAAAUUUUUCUUCACAUUUGUGUCCAAAUCUUCAUGUUUCAGCCGAGUCAGAACCAAAAGGACCAAGCAGAACUUUCCAGGCCUGGAAGAACAAAAAGGGAAACAGUAUUUUUUGUGUGUGUGUGAAAUUAAUGAGAAUUUGCUCAUCAUCAUUUUUUAUUGCUUUUCCACCUCCUGUUAUAAUUGUUUCUGUCGACUUAGAACCGGUUUAUCAUCUCAUCUUCUGCUCUGAGCUGCAGUUUCUGCCUGUUUUUGGGUUUUUCACCUGAGUUCAGCGGCUGCAGAAACUCAUUGGCCCUGCUGUGCACGGUCGUCAUGGAAACGAUAGGCUGAUGUAUUUAUUAUUAAAGGAUGAGGAGAGAAUGUACUGUAAAAUUGUGAUUGUACAAACAACAAGAUGGAGAGAAAAGAAAAUCCUGAAACAUGCAACAAGUCGCUCUUCUUUGAGUCUGGUGGAUUUCUGUCUUGGUGUACAAAUACUGGAAAAAUAGCAGAUUGUUUAAAUAUUCUAAAUAAAAUUUUAAAUUGUGA
This is a messenger RNA of Girardinichthys multiradiatus, 4231 nucleotides long. It is a transcript of the gene gramd1a, whose product is annotated as GRAM domain containing 1A. The coding region runs from base 965 to 3070 and encodes 701 amino acids. Gene Ontology annotation, molecular function: sterol transfer activity; sterol binding. Gene Ontology annotation, biological process: intracellular sterol transport. Gene Ontology annotation, cellular component: plasma membrane; endoplasmic reticulum-plasma membrane contact site; endoplasmic reticulum membrane. The record is from RefSeq and is a predicted model, not a curated record. NCBI's taxonomy places the organism in Eukaryota, Metazoa, Chordata, Actinopteri, Cyprinodontiformes, Goodeidae. The transcript has 23 exons.